This is a messenger RNA of Lodderomyces parapsilosis, 1878 nucleotides long. It is a transcript of the gene SKN7, whose product is annotated as kinase-regulated stress-responsive transcription factor. Lineage: Eukaryota; Fungi; Ascomycota; Pichiomycetes; Serinales; Debaryomycetaceae. Gene Ontology annotation, biological process: phosphorelay signal transduction system; regulation of DNA-templated transcription. Gene Ontology annotation, molecular function: DNA-binding transcription factor activity; sequence-specific DNA binding; phosphorelay response regulator activity. The record is from RefSeq and is a predicted model, not a curated record. The transcript has a single exon. Bases 1 to 1878 code for a protein of 625 amino acids.
AUGUCUCCCCUCAAUAAACCCAUUGCUCCAAACUCGACACUUGCAACUACUGCAAGCUCAAAUCAAAGCGGAUCCAAUGAUUUCGUCAAGAAGUUGUUCUUGAUGCUACAAGAGGAUAGCUAUAAAGACGUUGUUCGAUGGACACAGAGUGGGGAUAGCUUUGUUGUUAUAAAUACCAACAAUUUCACCAAAAAUAUACUACCACGUCAUUUCAAACAUUCCAAUUUUGCCAGUUUUGUACGACAAUUGAACAAGUAUGAUUUUCACAAGGUUAAAAUUCCAAAUGAGGCCAAACUGUCCUAUCCAUAUGGUGAAGAUGCUUGGGAAUUCAAACAUCCAGAUUUUAGAAUGAAUGAUCGUGUCUCAUUGGAAAAUAUCAAAAGGAAGGGGCCUUCAAGUAAAAAGAAUAGUAAACAAAUUCCAAAUGGCUCAAAAACCAAACUAAAGGCUGAUACAGGAAUUGUAAAACGCGAGAAUUCAAAAGAGGCAGAUCAAAGUGGGGUUAAUGAGCACAGUAAAGCAGAAGUUGUGGAGGAAACUGAAGUCCAUGAACAUUAUGACGAACGUAUUAGUCAGCUCACUUCGAGUCAAAAUAGGUUAACCAAUCAAAUCAAUCAUCUCAAAGACACGAAUCAAAUGUUAAACCAAGAAAUAAGCAUACUACAAAGGAAGUACCAAACAUUGGUUGAACACAUUGUUUCCAUAAACUCGUUCAAUGAGAGAUAUUACCGAUCAAUUGGUGUUUUGCUCAACUCUUUGGUACAAGCUGGAAUCAAGGUACCACCAUUGGAUUUCCCUCCUCCGAACACAGGACCAUUUCAGUUUCAAGAGCCAAAUUCCAACUCAACAUCGUCCUCAUUUCCAAUGUCGCUGAACUCCUUGCCUGCCUCAUCUUUGCCCAGCAUAUCUCAACAUUUGCAACUGCAAUCCCCUCGUGUAAACAAUUUACAAUCACCACUAAUUCCACCAACUCAAUCAGGCUCCCCUCGCUUGCCGAUUCCUCAAUCGGCAACGGCAUCAUCAGCGGCGGCAAAUGCGCAAGCACAAUCGUCCUUACUUGGUCUGAACAACAGGGCCUUGUCAAUCCCCGGAGGCAGACCUGCUCCAACUUCGUUUGCAGCAACAAGCCCCAUUAGUGGGUUGGCAUCUUUGAGUCGACUGCUGUCCAUUCACCAACUUCCACAACCAUCGUUUCCUCAAGAUAAAGCUUCAGUAGAAGCCAAUGAUUCGCGCGCUAUCGCCAUGCUUCAAAAACGAAACAAAUCUGAUAACAACUCCCCGUCAGGUGAGGCGAGUAUAUUAAACAACCCGGACCUGUCCCUGCUCAAUAACAGCAACCAUCUUCCAACAUCAAGUGAGUUUAUUCAACCAUCCCCGUCUAAUAAGCCUUUAUCUCCAAUGACUAGUACAUCCGCUUCACCAAGUGGCAAUGUUCUUCCACAAAUUAGCACCACAUCAAUUUCUAAUCCGAAAUUUCAUGUUCUUUUGGUUGAAGAUGACAAUGUUUGUAUACAAUUGUGCAGAAAGUUUUUGGUCAAAUAUGGAUGCCAGGUUACUGUUGUUACCGAUGGGCUAAAUGCCAUUUCCACAGUCGAGAGUACCAAGUACGAUUUAGUUUUGAUGGACAUUGUUAUGCCUAAUUUGGAUGGGGCUACUGCAACCAGUGUCAUUAGAUCUUUUGACACAAGGACGCCUAUUAUUGCCAUGACCGGAAACAUAGAAGACAAUGAUUUAGUCACGUAUUUGCAGAAUGGUAUGAGUGAUAUUUUAGCAAAGCCAUUUACCAAGGAUGAUUUGUAUUCCAUACUUGCAAAGCAUUUGUUGAAGGACGAGAAAAUCGACGAGGAGCCAUUAAGUAAGAAACAAAGAUUAGAGUAA